Messenger RNA from Culicoides brevitarsis, 1559 nucleotides. Its product is annotated as DEAD-box ATP-dependent RNA helicase CshA-like. The record is from RefSeq and is a predicted model, not a curated record. The transcript is spliced from 2 exons. Lineage: Eukaryota; Metazoa; Arthropoda; Insecta; Diptera; Ceratopogonidae. The coding region runs from base 429 to 1166 and encodes 245 amino acids.
GCAGAGAAGUGAAGAUCGCUUUUUGUUUCUUUUUUAACAAAUUUCAGUGUUCUCAUUAAACAAACGUUAAACAAACACUUAAAAAAGAAAUUAGUAAAAAUAUUGAUUCACCGAUAACAGUAAAAAAAUACAUAUACUUAUUACUUUGCACAUUUAACUAUUUGGUUGAGAAAAUCAAAAGAAUAUUACAAAAUUAAUAUUUAUAUUGUGCGUAGUUGUUAAUGCGGACGCGUCAUAUCAAUACUUCUCGUUUGCUGUUAAGAAUAAAUAAUAUUAAGUAAAUCAAGGAAAUAAAUAAUACAAAUCGUAAAGAAGAAUAAAUUAAGUUAUACGAACGCCGAGUAUCGUUUACUCGUACAAAGCUCUUCUUAAUAAACUACUCAAGAUAAGUCAGUCGAGAUUAUAUAGAUCACCGGAAUACAUUAAAUAUGUUUAAAUUGAUUUGUUUUGCACUUUUGAUCUCUUUUGUCAUCGCGGUACCCGCGGAAGGAGAUGAGUCUCCGAAAGACAUGUCAAUUGACGAUUUCGAUAAUGAUGAUUGGGGUCUAGAUGAUAUGCCAUCCGAGUUGCCAAAUUCCGAAAUGAAGCAAGAUGAAGAAAAUGCGACUCCUGAUGUCCCAAAAGGUCCUAUUUCGUACAUUCAAAAGAUUCCCCGUCGCGGAGAAAAAUCCUCCACUGAAGCUCCGGAAGCAGCAGCUGAUCUUGCGGCAGCUGUGAUAGUUGAAAACAACGACGAUACAAGUGUGAAACGUGAGCGUCGCGACACACUGACACGAGAACAACGGAAAGAGCAAAAACGCCUGGCUAAAAAAAAUAAAAAUAAGGAAAAUGCUAAUGGAGAGAGUCAAACGCCGGUGGAGAAACCAGAAGAAUCUCAGCACGUUCCAUCAUCAACUAAACGACCAAAGAAACAGAAGCAGCAAAAGAAACAGAAACCAAGUCUCAACACAGAAGACGAAAUUCCUUCGGGCGGCAAUAAGAAACAGCGAGGCGGAAAUGGAGGCAAUGCUGGCAAGAAAAACAAGGAAGGCAAACAAAAAAAUCGCGAGGGACGACCAUCGAACAGACAACACGGAGGACAUGGACAAGGUAAAAAUGGUAACGCACAACGAAACAGAAAACAAAGACCAACGAAACAGCAACAACCUGAAGGUGCUCUACAAUAAACUGUGUGUGCCGUAUUAUCAUAAACCUUAUUAUUAUUAGUCUUAUUCAUGGCCAUAAAUAUUUAGUUCAUUUUUAUAUCUACGCACACAGACACCACAUCUCUCUCUUUCUCUCUUUAAAUUCACAAAUUACGCGAAAAAUGCAUUUAUUUGCAACAAAAAAAAAUAAAUAACAAUUCAAUUAUGACCCAGACCGACAUUUCCGAAUGUAAUUGACUUGUCCUUAACGUUCAUGAUGUUUACUCUUGUGAACUCUUAUUGAAUUGAUAGAAAUUAAUAAUAAUUUGAAUAAAAAUUUAUUAAAAAAAAAUAUUUUAAAAUACCGAAGUUUUACAUUUAAGUAAUUAUAAUUUAUGUAAAAGCACAUGGAUAAAUAAUUUAGCAUGAUAAAUA